GUGAAAUUGUAAAUAGCUCCUCAGUCAUCACUGAAUAUGCUCCCCCGGCGCGUAGACCAAAAACAUAUAUGAGCUUUCAGGCUUUGACCACUGACCAUAUCACAACUGCUGAGUGCGCUAACCACCAAAACGCACACAAACAUGGCUUCCUCUGCCGAACGCGAUAACCCAAGAUCUGCAAAAAGAGUUGCUGUUGUUGGUGCCGGGGUAAGUGGGCUUGCUGCGGCUUACACAUUGAAAUCACAUGGUCUGGAUGUCACUGUAUUCGAAGCUGAAGCAAGAGCUGGCGGGAGGUUAAAAAGUGUCUCACAUGAUGGUCUAGUUUGGGAUGAGGGAGCUAAUACAAUGACUGCAAGUGAAUUGGAGGUUAAAGAAUUGAUUGAAGCUCUUGGCCUUCAAGGAAAGCAACAGUUUCCAAACUCACAGCAUAAGCGCUAUAUUGCAAAAAACGGUAAACCGGUUCUGGUACCAACAAAUCCUGCUGCACUACUGAAGACGCAACUCCUGUCUGCACGCUCAAAGAUCCAGCUAAUUUUUGAACCAUUUAUGUGGAAGAGAAGUGACCCCUCUAGUGUGUGCGAUGAAAAUUACACAGAAAGUGUUGGUAGUUUCUUUGAACGUCAUUUUGGGCAAGAGGUCGUGGACUAUCUUAUUGAUCCUUUUGUAGGUGGUACAAGUGCAGCAGAUCCGGAAUCUCUUUCUAUAUGCCAUACUUUCCCAGAGCUAUGGGAUUUGGAGAAGAGGUUUGGCUCCAUUAUAGCUGGAGCUUUGAAGUCAAAGUUAUUUUCUAAACCGGAUAAAACUAGUCAAAGGAAGGUAAAGGUCGCAUCAAGAAAAGACAAGCACAAGCGUGGUUCAUUUUCUUUCUUGGGUGGGAUGCAGACACUGACUGAUGCAUUGUGCAAAGAGCUCGGUCAAGAUGACCUUAAAUUAAAUUCAAAGGUUUUGACAUUAGCGUACAAUCAUGAUGGAAGUUCUUCAUCACAAAAUUGGUCUAUUUCUUGUGCUUCCAACCAAAACAUAGAAGCUGUUGAUGCUGUAAUUAUGACGGCUCCCCUAUGUAAUGUCAAAGAGAUGAAGAUCACAAAAAGGGCAACCCCGUUCCCACUUAAUUUUCUUCCUGAGGUGACCUAUGUGCCACUCUCAGUCAUAAUCACCACCUUUAGAAAGGAAAAUGUUAAGAGACCCCUUGAGGGAUUUGGAGUUCUUGUUCCUUCAAAAGAGCAACAAAAUGGUUUAAAAACUCUUGGUACACUUUUUUCCUCUAUGAUGUUUCCAGAUCGUGCACCCAGUGAUUUACAUCUCUACACCACCUUUGUAGGGGGCACAAGAAACACGGAUCUCGCAAAAGCUUCAACUGAUGAGCUUAAGAGCAUUGUGACUUCUGACCUGAGAAACUUGUUGGGAGCAGAGGGAGAGCCCACAUUUAUCAACCAUUUCUAUUGGAGCAAAGGCUUUCCUUUGUAUGGGCGUAACUAUGCAUCAGUUCUUCAAGCUAUUGACAAAAUGGAAAAAGAUCUUCCUGGAUUUUUCUAUGCAGGUAACCACAAAGGUGGGCUCUCAGUUGGCAAAGCAAUAGCCUCAGGUUGUAAAGCAGCUGAUCUUGUUAUCACUUACCUCAACUCUUCUUCAGAGAACAACAUAGUACCUGAUAAAUGAUUCUCAUGAGUUGUAUGCUUUCUUUUUACGACUAUGCUACGUAUAUAUCAAAGUCAGCUACUAGUAUAAAAUACAUGUUGAAAUCAGCUACUAGUAUAAAAUACAUGUUGAAAUGCAAAUACAUGUUAAAAAUAAAUUAAACCAUACAUAUAUUCAUAUACAAAUACAUUGGUGGCUGAUUUUUGUAUAUGAAUAGCAUUUUUGUUCUUUUUAUCAUAAUGGUUUUAUUAACACUAUUUAGCUUUUAUGAACAUUGUAAUAAUUAAUGCUCUUUAUAAAUAGUCCUCUUUUUUGAA
Arachis stenosperma is the source of this 1955-nucleotide messenger RNA. RefSeq names its product protoporphyrinogen oxidase 2. Gene Ontology annotation, molecular function: protoporphyrinogen oxidase activity, oxygen as acceptor. Gene Ontology annotation, biological process: heme biosynthetic process. The transcript has 18 exons. Bases 142 to 1659 code for a protein of 505 amino acids. The record is from RefSeq and is a predicted model, not a curated record. Lineage: Eukaryota; Viridiplantae; Streptophyta; Magnoliopsida; Fabales; Fabaceae. Gene Ontology annotation, cellular component: mitochondrial inner membrane.